UGUUGGCCUAAUAUGAUUCAGUUGUCUUGCAGAAUGCAGGUAAUAGCUUCUUUCAGUUUAUGCAAUGCGUUCGGAGUGUCUACAUAUGUUUUCUAAAUUCUUUUGCAUUUGUUCUCAUUUUAUUUUCUUUCUUUUAGCUUGUUCUCCUUCUGCUAUUUUUGUUGUUGUUGCAUGUUUUUAUAUAAUACGGGAUAUAUAAAGUGGAAUUUGUGUAAUUUGCAACUUUAAAGGGAGCGACUAUUAUUUGCAUAAACGGAUAUGGCCUUUUGCGCACAAGAAAAAAUUGAUCGGUUCAUGGAAAACCGAUGAAAUUGUAUAAUCAAUCAGAAAACGAAGGCGGAAUUGGACGUUUUUAUCGCAAUAUUGGUCAAAUUAAGUGUAAUUCCGGCUACAGUUGAUUCAGUUUCCAAGAACGCGCGGUUGCCUUUAGAUAAAGUCAUCAAGAGAUUCCUCUGCUUUAUCAAGUAAAACAAUCGUCGCAUGGUUUCACUACCGUCGAGAGAUGAUAGUGGACCAUUUGUAAUUAGGGAAAUUAGGGGGAAUUUCAGAAUCAAGCUGUACGAUUGAUGUUCAAAUAAGUUAUGUAACAGUUCGACAUUUUUCUAUUUUUGUGUUACUUAUUUUUCCACCUGAAUGUUGCUAUUUUUAUAUGAUUUAAGAGUCAGGAAAAUUUGCUUUCUUGUUUCAAUUUGGGAAUAUAUGCUGACUCCACCUCUGCUUUCACCGAUCUAUAUUAUGGAUUAUAUUUCGAACUCAUAAUUUUCUCCCACCUUUUUCCCUUACACCUAUCUCUGCAUUCACAUUCUAGAUUCUGCUACAUUCUCAAACCCGCAUGCAUACCCCAUUCUCUCCUCACGUUCCGUCUCUCUAACUCCCACUUUGAUCGUUCCAUAUUUCCCUUAUUAGUUUUGUUCCUAAUUUCUCGUGAACACAGUAUCUUAAGUUAAUAAUAAAGAAAUUAUAUAUUUCAAAAUUAAAAUAGACUGCAUAAAUAAGCUUAAUUACUUUUUAAGAGAGAUUGUACAGAGAAUUACAUAAAUUGGAUAACUGUAAUCUCGACUUCAACUUUAUAACAGUUGCAAACAUACAAUGAUGUAAUAAAUAAUAUGAUAUAAUCGUAUUACAGUUUAUCAUAUUAUGGAUAAUAUAUUUCUACACACUACACCCUAUCUCAACUAACGUAAUAAUUUUAUUGCGUAAUAAUAUGAUUAACGAUAAUCACUGUUUUGGAACUUAUAUUUUCUUCUAAGUCUUAAUUAAGCAUUUACAACAUACGUGACAAUGGAAAAAGUUACUUGCUAAUUAUUCCGAAUAUCAUUUCGCGUUUAUACUUUGAUUAUUCGUGCGGUAAAGCACGUAGAACCGCCAGCUUCAAGCUGUUUGUGGCAAAUCGACAGCGUUGGAGGAACGGAGAUAUAAAAUUCUUCCGUCUCACAAAAAAAAGACACAUACAUAUGUAUUUCUCCGUUCUUCCAGCUCGCCAUUGUUGCGGCAAUUUGCCGCAAGCCACUCGUCUGAAGCUGGCAUAAUGAUGCACGUAAAUGAAGCCACAAGUCAAAGACCAGACUCGGCUUAGAGUCGAGUCACGAAGCCGGUUUUUAUUGGUUGACUUCCCUUCAUCGAGCCAGUAACAAAUAGUCCGCAGCUCAGUUCGGAGUAUAUGUUGCUUAUUUUUGUGCCUCACUCGAGCCAGGACGCGACGCAGCAGCUACCAGUGAAAAGUUUCCAAGAAUGCGUUCGACCAGGAAAUACGGUAAUUUCCAAUAGGAAAUUGUAUUCGUUGUAGUUUCAGUUAUCGUAGUUGGUAGUUACGUUCAUGAAACACGUUUUUAACAGUGAUAAUAAUCUAAGUGCGAAUUACAAUGUAAUCGCUUGAUGUAUCGUCAUAAUUCAAGCAAUGCAACGAGAAAUGAGAAACUACGUUUUAUUUCAAAGAAAUUGUGAUCACAUAUCAGCUUGUAAGAUGUCAAGGAGGUGGACCAAGCACCUUUGGAUAUGACGCAUCCUCGGCUUGCAGUAAACCAUAUUCUAGAGCUGGCCGCGCAAGAUUGGUAAAUCUUCCUUGUGAUUUUCAACAGCAAAACUGGUGUACAGUAGCUGGUAGCUCUUAUCCCUGGCAUGCGGUUCGUCGUUUCGUGCAAGAAAACAAAGGAUUAAUGAGGCGCAUGUAUGGCGAUGAAAGGCAUAUCAAUGUAUUAAGAGCCGAAUUCGAGAGAAAUGACAUCGAGUUAAACUACGACGAUUAUUAUCAGCAUCUUGCUGACGAUCAUAGAAAAUAUCAGUACAUGCACGACUACGAGUACUUCGAGUCCGAAGACGAUUUGAAAUUAAACGGCAAUGAGUUCGAGGGACGAAGCUUUACGAGCAGAUCCUUCAAUGACAAUGCCGCGAAACGGGUAAACAAAUUUCCAAAAUUAAGCGAAUACACGAGGCCCCAUUUCCGACCAACCGAGAAGACUACUACUUCAACUUCGACAACGACCACUAGCACAACCACAGCAUCGACGACUACCGCCUCUUUUACCAAGGAAAAGACAUCAUCGACGAUAACGUCAACUGCUUCGCCUACCCGUGAAACAACCACUCAAUCCACGCCUUCGAUAACGAGUUUAAUAGUAAAUAGGACAAAUGAAGAAAAAGGAAACUCCGCGGACGAAGCGACGACAAGCUCUUACGCCGUGAAAGAGCAAAAUUUCAGCAUCAACGAAAUUCUCGAGCAGAUAGACAGAGUCGACGAGGUGGUGGGAGAAGCUGGCGAAGUCGUAGAGAUCUCUGAAUCCAGCCUCGAUGAAACGUCGACGGUAAAUUUGUCGGACACCACCGAAUUUCCGGAUGAAGUCGAUGGCAGCGAAAGUCUAUUUGCGACGCCGAAAGGAACAACUGUUCAGGACGAGACGUUGAGUUCGAUCGACGAACAAGAGUUCAGGCCACGACCGGAAUAUCGACCUGCCAUUAAACCGGAAGCUUCUACUAUGGGAGGACAGUUGUAUCAGGAUGCCGCCGCGAAAGAUCAACAGGAACAACCGGUUUUGAAGCUUCGAGGAGUAAAUGCUUGUCCUGUAAAAGAGGAAGUGGUUGCGCCAUUUUGGGCGAAUAAUACCAGGGGCGAGGUAUUGGCACUUUUGAAUCUUUAUCCGUUCGAGCAAUACGUUCACUGGGAAAAAUGCACACACGAAAACAAGCAGAUGUACUGUCGAGAUGGAUGCAGAUGCGAACAACAAUACAGACUUCAUCGGUUGUUAGCUUACGAUCCGAACAACGAAUGUCGUGGUAUCUUCAGCGAUUGGUUUAAGUUCCCCAGUUGCUGUGUUUGUCGCUGCUACGACUUACCUCUUGAAUUUCGCGUAACAUCGCGUUCGCCUCGCACGCAGAAACAACGAAUUAAGGUACGACCGCCGCAAACUCGUUAGAUAUAUUCAAAGAAACAAAUUUUGUUUCGUCGAUGUAAUCCAUUCUCGGUGUAAUACGAAAAUACAGCCUGUCACUCUCUUUGAUACAUGUCAAAGAGAAUGUAGCAAAUUUUACUUCUUCUAAUUAUAAUAUUGUUAUAUAUAAAGGAAUUAUCAAAAUUUAUUUGCUAAAAAAAAGUAAAAUGUAUGACGUCACAAAUCUUAAAAGACCUUGACAACAAAAAAGAUAAUUACUUUCUAAGUCACUUGUUCCGAAUGCUUCGUUAUUUUAUUACAUCGUAAAAGGGUUAAAGCAAUUUAAGUAAAAACGGCGGCCUAUUAAAUAUUAGGAAAGAACUUUUCACUAUUUCCAUCACUAGUUUAAUAUGAAUAUUGAACAUUUUGUAAAUAAUUCCAUUAUCAAAUUUCAUACCUUAUUUUGAUGAAGGAUUUCAACACAUAGGAUGAUGCUGGGACGCAUAGAAUGAUAGGAUGACAUAAUUUGUUAAUGCGAUUAAGAGGGAGAUAAUCUUUCAUGCAGAAAGAAAUAAAGUUUUAAUAAAAAGAUGAGUAACUGCAGCUACAACGAAUAUUAAUAUGAAAAUAUUACUCCUUGACUCCAAAAAACUUUGUUAUAGAAGUACUGGGCUUUCUAGUCGAUUAUAUCAUAAAAAUUUUUGCAGUACGAAGGGUUAAAUUAAAUUACGUCGAAUCGUAUGUGUAUCAAGUAAAUUUUCAAAAUAUUUUUUCGUAAAAACGAAACAGUACAAAACAGUACAUAUGUUCUCUUUGCAUGAAGAAUUUCGUUCUUUUUCGUCUUAGUAUGAUUUACACUGUUAUUGUUAUUUCAUGUAACAAGAAACAUACUACCGUAAAAUUUGAAAGAAUAUGCAUUAAUGUGUGUGGUUUGAAAAUUUACGAAAAUUUAAUGGCUCCAGGCUAGUCAAGAAAUUUAGUCUUCGUUAUUGUUAUUUAUCACAAGGAAGAAAUUUUCUCCCAUACAAUUCAUUUGCCAUAGCCAUUUAAUGUUACGUUACUUGAAAUAUAUGUAGUUUAAUGUAAGUAUAAACGAUUGAAAUGAAAAAGUAUAAUCCACGAAAAAAACAUUAUCAACACAAUGUAGACUAUCAUUUCUUUUAAUUGUUUUACAAUAAAACUCAAUUGUCGUAAAUACCAAUUGACACGAUUGAUAGAUGUAUUACAUUAUGUUUCUAUAGAUAUUUACACGUAAAAGUCACUAAAACUCGCUUAAGCAACGAUAACUUAUAAGAAGAUACGAUAUAUAUACAAUGAAACGUCUGAAGGUGAAAAAAAUAUUUGUCUUGGUAUUAUACACUUGAAACUAAAUUUUCUUUUAAACGUCUUAAGAAAAUACAAUAUUUAUAUUAGGUUUCUAUUAAAUUGGUAAUAUUAUGUUUUUAAAGAUUCUUCUUAUACGCGACACGAAAGUUCAAUUGUAUUUAUAUUUCUUACAAUAACAUGUAUAUACAACUUGGAAAGAAAUUAGUAGAUUCUUUCUAUCAACGUUUUACUGAACAUUAUUCUUCAGAAGUAACGAAAAAAAUACCUUUAAAGGUUUUGCAAGAUAUGCAUGUAUUAUUAUUAUUAAUCAAUAUUUAGAAACUAUAUAUCUAUUACUUGUUACCAUUAAUUUUAUCAUUACUUAAUCAUUUUAAAAAGUACUUUCAGAUCGAACACGAAUAUUUAAGAAAAAUUUCUUUACCGAUGAUUUAUAAAACACCUCUUUCCAUAUCUUAUUUUAUAAAAUAUACAUACAACAAUGAUUACUAUCAUAAGUAAGAAUCAAAAUUUAUGUUAAUGUUUCAUCAUUUAUAGAUUGUAAUGUGAUCUUAAAAUUCUUGUAAUGUUUCGAAAACUUUGAAAAUUAAUGUAAUGCUACUGAAAACUGUCGGCCAUCUAAAAUACUAUGUUAAAAUGCAUAAAUUUUCAAAACAUUUUUACGUAAGUGAAGUAACAAAUAACGUGGAUUAAAACACACAUAUGUUGUUCAAAUUAAAUUCAUAUUGCCAUAGUUAAACAACGCUCUAAACGCUAAUAUGUAACAUCCUGGUUAAAAUAUCAAAAUUAUUUAUGGUAAAAAUAAUUAAAGAAUAACAAGUGAAAUACAAAUUAGCAUAACACGAAUAAUACAUUGAUAAGUAUUAUAAUACUUUAUGUUUCAAUAUUACAAAAAGUGGACGAAAUCAGAUUAUCAUUAAUUGAAAUGUUUUAUUAUUCUAUGAAUUAGUUUUUCAUUCAGUUGAUUCUGUAGCAAUUCUUUUAUUAAAAUUGUAUAUGUUCAGUAUAAUGUUUUUUCUUCAUAGUAUCGUUUAUAGCAUUUUCGUCCCAAUGAGAAAAGAUAAUUACAUAAAAGCACUUCGAGAUACAAGCAAAUACACAUAAACACAUUUAUCUAAUAUGUAUACAUAGUAUCGUAUUUAAUUAAUUUAUUCGUUAUUAUAAUUGUAUCGGUUUUAAUGCCUAUAUUAUAGCAACUUUAAGGCUUGUUUAAGAUGUUUGUUAGAUAAUUUGUUGCAAGAUACUAUAAAAAGAUAAGGCUCGUGAAUAAAGCUAUAUAAGCCAUGUUUUCGUUGCGUUUGUCGUUAAUUAAUUUCGAGUACUAGAUAUUACAUACCUGAUCUUAGAUUAUAUACAUUCGUAACAUGUAGCAGACAAUGGUAAUGGAGCUUUGAAAUGCAAAAGUUUUGUAAUACUAAAUCAUAUAACAUUGUUACCCGUAAUUGUUAACAUCCAGUUAAGAAUGUAACUAUUUAUUUAGCAAGUAAUUACAUGUUUUAUGCCAAAAGAUUAAUGUAAAAAGCUUUUCAUUCGUUGAUUUUGUAACCAUCGUAAGAAAUCUGGGUCGACCUGAUUAUAUAUGUAUCGAUGUUAAUUUACAAUAAAAAAUAAAUACAUUAUAGUAUGAGCAAUUUAAUUCAGCAUACAAUUACAAUUUCUUGUAUAAGUAACAAUCGAAAAUUAGAAUUUUCCCAAUGGAGUAAAAGGAAACUAAGACUAACGAUAACAGUAGUUUCUAAAAUUUGCAUGAAAGAAGUUAUUAACAAAAGGAUAAUUUUUAUUUAAAUGAAAGAAAGUGAUCACUAAAUCUUAAAGAAACUCUUAAAAAGUUAAAUGAUUAAAAAAUAUUAGUUUUUAAAUGUUCUGAUUACGAAUAACCAUUAUAAAUGAUCAAAUAUUUUUGGUUACUAGCAACCAUUAUCGAUGAAAGACUUCUGCUUGAUUAUCAAUAAUCAUUAUCGAUGACGAAAUUUGUUUUGGUUCUGUACUUCCUCUGUCGUUUUGAUCCCCAAUCAUCAUUAUCGAUGGUGGAAUUCUUUUUUUGUUACUGAUAACCGUUAUCGAUGAAAGUAUUUUCUAACUUACCUUCAGCCACUGUCAGUUUUUAUUGAUAUUAAUGAUAAGCAGUACCUACCUACUCUUUUGUAUACGUAUAAGGUCCUUACGUAAUUUCACACAAAAGCUUUGAAAUAUUUUGAUUAUAAUGUUAUAGAUAAUAAGAAAAUUUCAAAUAGAAUAAAAUUUUGUUAAAUUUCAUAUACAUGUAUAUAAAUAUAUGUAUAUGUAAAAUAGUAAUUGAAAUAGUUCAUAAAAUACAAAGCAAUACCUUGUGAAUCAGAAGACACUUCUGUAGAAGUUCAAACAAUAGUUCUCAGAGCAUUAAUAUUAUGAUCGAUUUGUAUAAUAUCAUUAAAUUUUAUUAUAUGUCACAUCACUGUUCUGAAAUUGUUUUUAAUUACAUUGAAGUUUCUUUGUAUUAUAACUCGUAGAAAUAGUUUCUACACAAAUGAUUAUAAUUGACAAUAUUUACUGAUAAUUUGAUUUAUACUAUAAUUAGGCUUUUAGAUUUAUUCGUUCACAUAAUUUGUUUACGAUACACAAACUAAAUCGAACAGUUUGGCUACACUUUUAGCUGGUUCAGAAACUUCACUUGUUAAAAAUAAAACUGUUACGUUCGAUGUAAUUUUCAUGCUCUAUAAAAGAAGGAUCAUAAGUCUACUACUACACUAUAGUAGUUCAGACUACUAUCAUGAGUAGUUCAGAAAUUAUUACAAGUUUACAUUCUAUUUACAUUCUGUAAACUUAUUAUCUUAAAUUAACAACCUUAUUUUAUUUUAUAGUAUUCUUAUCACAAUCAAUAAUAUCGAUUAUAUGACCUACUGAGAACCUCAAGACCUCGAGUUUAAAAAACAUUGCUGUUCAACACAAUAUUUACAUGCACGAAUAAAAAUAACAUCACGUAUCAUACUAAUUGCUUCAGAAAAGUGCUACAAAAGACAGAUACAAUUAUAAUAAUAAAUUAAUUAAUCAAACACAAUACUAUACGUAUAUACCUAUAAGAUAAACAUUCUUCUCGUAAAACAAAUUACUAACAAAUGAAAAGAAUAAAAAUAUUUCAAUGCGACUAAAUAAGAUAAAUUACAAAUUAUAUCUUGCAAAAUAAAAUUACACCGGUUUUUUUAAAUAAUUUAAAAUUAAAAAUUCUGAAUUUUUUUAUUACGACAAUAUUUGAGCACUAAAAAUUCGAAUCAUAAAAUUGCAAUAGGUUUUUUUAACAAAAUUUUAACAUUUAUUGGGUUAUAUAUUCCUUACGUUUUAAACAGUUUGGUAUAUCACAAAUUAUUUUAUGUAAAUAACGAAUGUUAAUUUUUUGUCAUUCUUUUGCCAAACAAUUUUUUAAUUCCUCUUUAGUGUUUAUUACGCUUACGUAUUUAUCUAAACUAUAAAGCUUACCAGUAAAAAUUGAACAUAAGUUUGAAUAUUUUUAUAAUCGAUCGCAUGUUAUAGGUCGGAAGAGAAUUUUGAAUAUUGGCAGAAAAGCUAUUCAAAAUUAUUUCCAUACGAAACAAGAAUCAUCCAUAAAAAUUUCUUCAAGAAGAAAUAAAAAUUUGAUUUCUCUAGAGAUAAAGCAGAAAAAAUAAAAUAUUAAAGAUAAGUACCCCAAAAAAGCAAACUUCCAAUGAAACGUGAUAUCAGUGACGUACGGGUGUUAUAUAAAACAUAUGUAUAUAACGUACAUGCGUUAAUAAUAAUGAUAUAUGUAAAACAAUCACUCUCUAUUAAUUUCUUACUUGAAUAAAAGAGAAUUGAUGAAAGAAGCUUUCGUUACAAUCGACUUUAUUUCCUUGCUCUCCUACAUAAGACAACCUGUACGUUUUACAAGAAAGAAGGCUUACAAAGAAUAACGAACGUCGAUACGUUAAUAUUUAUUAUAGGGGCGUUCGUGUGUUGCUGGAACAGUCUCACAGCAAUACCGAUACAUCCCUUAUAUUAUACAUAUUAAUCAGAGUGUCACAUAUACAUAUAUAUUAUAAUAUUACAAAGAUCGCCGACGGUCCGUGUAUCGUCGCGUUGCAAAUAUAUGUAUGUACAUAUCAUAUAACGCAUAUAUAUAUACACACACAUAUAUUCAAUAUAUGUAUUUAUAUGUAUAUAAAGGAGAUGCUUAUAUAAAUAGAAGUAUACGUAUUUAUAAAUUACGGGCUAUAACAUUUGGUAUCAAAACCAUUGCAAAAGAAACGAAGGAAAUUGAAUGAUACAAUACAGUUUUUUAUAUAUUGUUAUCGUAACCAAGGAAUCCUACAGUGAUCGAUAAAUUAGUCGCAUGAAAAACAAAGAAAACAUGUUCCAUGUUCAUUAUUCUGCUAGUAAUUAUAAAUAGAUUACGAAUUACAUAGUAGAUUGUUUAAGAAUUUUCUUUCUCAAUAUACUGUAGUCUUGUGUUUAUUGUUAAUCUUGAUACUUUGUUGUCGUUUAAAAGAGAACAAUUCAAAUUACGAUGUCUAUUAUUAUUACCGUAUGCAAGCCUAUAAGAAAACUUUCUGUCGUUAUUCAUGAAUUCAUAUCUUUAAGAUCAAAUUGGAGCUCGUUUUGUUUUCUCAUUGAGUUUCUGCAAAACUCGAAUUCUAUUAAGUAGUGUUUAAUUGUAUCUUUUUUUCAAAUUUCUUAAUCGUUUAGAUUUCCAAAGGCCUACGAAUCCAUAUUGUAUAUUCGAAAUCUUUUAAUAAAAUUUAAUUUAUUAUAAUUCGGUUUCAUACACUGUACGAAACUUCACCACACAAAUUGUUCUGAUCUUAAGGAAUUGACAGUUUUAUUCAUACCAUGUGAUUUUUAUUGUAACUUUUAUCGUAUUUGAUAAUUGCGAUAUUUCUUUUUUCGUUAUUAGGUACAAUCAGAUAAUACUAACUGGCAUCAAUAUGGUACUUAGUUGUUACGGUUAAUAAAAGAUUUUAAAAAUAAUUUUCACUAACCAUGAAAGUAAUGUUGCAGUUAUAAUCGUAUACAUUAGCAUACAAAUGUGAUGAAAAAUCGUGAAGGUUUGGUAAAAAAUAUUUUCAGGGCAGUCAACGCGUGGCAGGAAUAGACACAGGAAGACUUAUUUUCUUUCAAGGGAACGGUGUAAAAUUGGACAUUUGAAGCAUGUACUUAGUAGUUGUAUCAGCUAUAAAUAUUGAGCUGCAGCUUGAAUUUUAAAUAAAAUUCAAGCAAAACUCGCGCUGUAAAUCGGAUUCUUUUCAACACGUAAAAUCAAUGUAUCAUCUAUUUGUGAAAUUGGUAUAAGAUGAUCUGACAACAUAUCGGAUGUGUUGCCAGAUGAUAACGUAAACGUAUAAAAUCUCCGAAAAUGUUGAAUUGUUUCCUCAUUACAGAAUCACACUUUUUAUAAGAUUAUGUUACGUUUUCGUAUUGUACGUAAUAUGUGAUGCCAACAAUUUUUCAAGAAAUUUAAAGUUGACUAUAAGAAAUAGAGAAAUAAAAUUAAUCACGUUCCAUUCUUAUGUAUAAUAUUCACUUCGUAUUCGAACGAAUAAUUAGCUCCAAUAACAACGAACAACCGUUCCAAUAAAUAUUGCAUAAAAAUCUUGCGAUUUACUGUCAUAGAACGUUUUGAUAUUCGGAAAAUUUGUCGAACCAUGUACUAAGUUCUAUCACUAAUUUCGUCUCUCGGUACAUUAAAUACGAUCGGCUACCGUCUGAGCAUAUACACCAAUUCGUAUAAAAAAUAUUUGCAUCUUAGUAUAAUCGCAAAUUUCAUGCUGCUUAUACGUGUCGAUAUAUAUUGAUCACAGAUUCUGAAAUAUCCUAUCCGUUCGAUCCUGAUAAAAAAAAAAAAAAAAAAAAAAAAGAGAAAAAGAGAGAAAAAAGAUGCUACAAUCGCAUAAUUGUAUUACACUGUUAGUUAUCAAGCGCGAUAAAAAUAUUAUAUUAAUAAUUGUGCACGCAUUCACUGUUAAAGCUUACGCAUACAAAGCACAUUGGUGGGAAAGAUCGAAUGACGAAUACUUGAAGGAUUUAUACAAAUGUACAUUACGUUGUAUUAGUUUAUCAGUAGUGUAAGUAUUGGACGUCUUGAUUACAACCUUCGUGAUUAGAAUUAAAAUGCGAGAAAUAUUUUGAGUGAUUGAUAAAUACUCUCAAUAAAAUAUCUCUUCCUCCUUUCAUUUAGUUUGUUAACCAUUCUCCAUCUAUACGAUAUAAGUAUGAGUAAAUAAUAUAAAAUUCAAUAGAAAUAUAAAAUGUAAAAAUAUAUAAAAUCUUUGUAUUUUACGUGCAAUAAACAAAACGAUUCAAACAUGCUGGAUAAUUACUGAGAUAACAAGAAAACACGUACUCUGAAAAUAAACAGACAAGUUUAUUGCUGACUAUGUAAGAAUUUAACUAUAAAUAAUAAAUAGUUGAAGAUGUAAUAACUUAAUAAGGGCACUUGUCGUGCGGAGUUUCGUGUGAGUAAAUAAGAUUUCGGUAUUUUCUUUAUGGAAGCAUAUGGAAAACUGCGUUACCAAUCAAAAUUAAAAUGAUCCUUAAAGCUCACUUAAAGUAAUACGAAAACUUUCUCUUUAUACAAUCCAUGAUACAUUACGCACAAAUAUGCUACAUAUGUAUAUACAAUAGAUUUAUAAAACAUAAUAUUAUAUCACUAUAAUAUUACUAAAUAAUAUUAUUUAACAUUAUUUCAAUAAUAUUGUAUUAAUAUAAUAUUAUUUAACAAAAAAUCAUUUACAAUCAAAUCUCUUGAGUUUCUUCUUAACUCAAACAUCCGUUUAUGAACAAUAAGUUUUUACAAGACGAUUUUCCCACCACGAUGCAAGUUAUUUAUCUAUCUUUUCUCCAUAACACGUUUCAUACGUAUAUUUUUAUUGCAUUGCAAAUAUUUAACCUUCUCUAUGCAUUAGCAGUAUAAAGAAACAAAAGUUAAAUAAAUAUUUGGCAGUGAAUGCGUUUAUAAACAAACGAUACAACCAUAUAUUCCGAUUUUUGCUUGUAAAUGGAGACUUCAACAACCUAUGAAGCACAACGUUUUCUUCUUUUAGUUAUUCAAAUUGGUAAAUUGAUAAAUGUCUCAUAAUUCUAUCACCGACAAAAUAGACACAAAUUUGAUGAUUGAUUAUUUUAUAAAUCAGUCUAGGUUUAUCUGCACUUAGUAACUAUGUAUACAAUUCCAUUUCAAUAAUGCACUCUGUGUGUGUAAAAACGUAGAAAUGUGAUUAUCAAAAAACUAGAAACGUCAUUCUGUAAUCUAACUUUUAUAAAAUUUGAUUUAGUCUGAAUUUCUUGCAUCCUGAUAUUAUGUAGUCAUUCAUUUUGUAAUCGAUUAACGCAUUUCUUUUUAACAGCCAUAAGUAGUACAUUUUAAGAGUCAGUACUGUUUGUUUAGUUUUUCUUAACUCUCUGAUCGCUGAACAUUUCACUGUUUUCCUCUUGAAAAGUCAUUUCUUCAAAAACGUUUUCAAACAAUGGAAAAGAUCAAAAAUUUAUACCGUGAAAAAUAUAAUAAUAUAAUCUAUAAGUAUUUCAAAAUUUACAAAAACUUUAUCUGUACACAAUCAAAGAGUUAAAUAUAAAAAUUAAGUGUUAUUAUCGAUAAAUACUCUUCACUGAAAAAUACUCAAAUCUAAUUUAUCUACGCUCGCAACAUUGUUACAUUUGUAUUUAUACAUAUUAUACGUUUCCUUAGUCAAAAGAAGAAUAAAUUUUACUACUGAUGAGGUAAUACUCUGAUUCAAAGACGGUUCUACCGAUGAGGAGAGACGAAUAAGACACUUCGCAUGCCCAAUUAACAAACUUUUCUGUUGUUCAUCAAUGAAUUCUCUUUAGAUUCUCUUCGAAUUUACCGAAAUCGUAAUAAUCUUCAUUAUCUCAAUAAGAAUCAAAAUACAUACGUAUGUUAACAAAAGAUGUGUAUACACAUACAGAUAUAAAAAUUUCAAACCAUCCAAUAUCAUAGUUCCAGGAUAUGCACAAGUGCUUACGAUCGCAUUGACUGAUAAGAGAAUAUUCUUAAUAUAUGUGUAUAAAAACUAAUGUAAGAAAUGUGUAAGAAUAAACAGCACCAAGUUGAUAUUAUUACAUUAUACAUUCGCGAGCUCUAUUCGCUAAUUUUUCAAUAAGUAUAAGAAUUUUAUUGUUCCAAAAAAUAUGCUGAUUAAGAGGAAAGGCUACAGACAAAUUAAGUGUAUUUGAUUAGACAAUAAAUUUAAAUCCAUUAAAAAUUUUGAUAUUUGUUUUGAUAGCUAUAAUCACUUUUGUUACAAGAUAAAAGACUCGUAGAAUACUUGAAAAAUAUACAGAUAUGAUAGAAGUUUAAUUAGAAUCGUUAAUAUAGUAGACUCAUAUGUUCUCAUAAAUUACAAAUUUAAGAUAAGUAAUUUGUUUUUUGAUAUUCAUCAAAUUUAUAUAACUAUAUUGAUUGGGUGAUAACGAUUUACAAUUGUGGAAAUUUGGAAGACAAAAGCAAACAAUGACAAUACUUCCUAUUAUAGUAAGUCGUUUCUCUAUAUUUCAGCAUUUCGCGUUUCAAAAGUAACAUUUUUAAUUGAAUCUGAGUUAAAAUUGAAAUUUAA
Bombus huntii is the source of this 13249-nucleotide messenger RNA. It is a transcript of the gene spz4, whose product is annotated as protein spaetzle 4-like. The record is from RefSeq and is a predicted model, not a curated record. NCBI's taxonomy places the organism in Eukaryota, Metazoa, Arthropoda, Insecta, Hymenoptera, Apidae. The transcript is spliced from 6 exons. Bases 2157 to 3410 code for a protein of 417 amino acids. Gene Ontology annotation, biological process: innate immune response; transmembrane transport; central nervous system formation. Gene Ontology annotation, cellular component: extracellular region. Gene Ontology annotation, molecular function: Toll binding; monocarboxylic acid transmembrane transporter activity; growth factor activity.